AGAUCUGAGAUUAUUCAAAAUGGCAGCCCCCUAUAACCAAUACAGAAACGUUGGCAAAGAAUAGUUCUAAGUCUGUUUUUAUCUUACUUUGUGUUAAUUGAAGAAUUCAGCAUGGGGGUCCUUGAGAAGAUUUCUGAAAUCGAAAAGGAAAUUGCUAGAACUCAGAAAAAUAAAGCCACUGAGUACCAUCUUGGUUUGCUGAAGGCAAAACUUGCAAAAUAUAGACAACAACUCCUAGAGCCUACAGGAAAAGCUGGAGCAAAGGGAGAAGGUUUUGAUGUUAUGAAAUCUGGUGAUGCCAGGGUUGCUUUAAUUGGUUUCCCAUCAGUUGGUAAGUCAACAUUGUUGAACACCCUAACAUCUACACACAGUGAGAGUGCUAAUUAUGAAUUUACAACACUGACAUGUAUACCUGGAGUUAUAGAGUACAAUGGUGCUAAUAUACAGUUACUUGAUUUACCUGGAAUUAUUGAAGGAGCUGCUAAAGGUAAAGGUCGAGGGCGUCAGGUGAUUGCGGUGGCGAGAACGGCUGAUCUUGUCAUUAUGAUGAUUGAUGCUACAAAAAAAGAUGUACAAAAGGAACUUCUCACAGCUGAGUUAGAAAGUGUUGGUAUACGACUUAAUAGGAACAGACCGAAUAUUUAUUACAAACCAAAGAAGGGUGGAGGGAUUUCAUUCAACUCAACAGUGCCCCUUACAAAGACAAGCGAAAAAAUGAUCCAGUUAAUUUUACAUGAAUACAAAAUAUUUAAUGCAGAAAUAGUAUUUCGUAGUGAUUGUACUGCAGAGGAGUUUAUAGAUGUAGUUGUUGGUUCCCGGGUAUAUAUGCCAUGUCUUUAUGUAUAUAAUAAAAUAGAUCAGAUAUCAAUAGAAGAAGUUGAUCGGCUAGCCAGACUACCAGAUUCUGUUGUUGUAAGUUGCAAUAUGAAGCUCAACCUAGAUUAUCUGCUGGAAACUGUAUGGCGAUGUUUAGCACUAGUCAGAGUUUAUACUAAAAAACGAGGAGAGCCUCCAGAUUUUGAAGGAGGUCUUAUCUUGCGGCGAGGAUGUACAGUUGAACAUGUUGUAAGUAUCUGUUAUAUCCCAGCAAUAUACAUUUUACUAAAUACAAGGGCAGGAUGUACAGUUGAACAUGUUUGUCAUGCGAUUCACAGGACCUUAGUGGCUAAUUUCAAUUACGCUUAUGUUUGGGGAAGAAGUGUAAAGUUUUGCCCACAGAGAGUAGGACUACAACACCUCAUGUGUCAUGAUGACGUUAUACAGGUUUUUAAAAAGUAGUCCCAUAUUGUGAAAAAGUAGUCCGGCAUUACUUCAUAUUACACAACUACAGAACUCAGCACCAUUCAUUCAUGAAUAAAAUGAUGAUUUUAUAAAGCAUUUUAUGAUAUUUGGGAAUGAAAGAGACAAAGUGUGAACGUUCUCUGUACUUGCUGCUUAUAACUUUAACAUCUUCAUAAUGUGUAUGGAUUUAAAAUAUAUACCUUGACAGUGUUAUAAAAGUGCUGACUAGACUAUUGUGCUAAAACUGUUAAUUUGUUAUUUGUUCUACUGAAAUACCCAUGAACUUAUAACAUGAAAAUUGAAAUGACAUGUUGAAUACUUAUCUUGUUUUGUAUUUGCCCUCAUGUACUUUCAUACAAGCUUGUUAGCUCAGUUUUGUUCAGAGUUUAACAGAUUCAUUUUUUCUGUACUUUAUACAUACUUGUACUAAAUGGAUUUGAACCAAACUUCCAAGUUAUAGAGAUGAUUGUGGUCUGAUGCAUAAGAUGGUCACAGAAACAAAAAAAGUCCCAAAUGUUUCAUAAAACUCAUCCAAAACUGACCAGUGAUGUUGUACAAAAGUUAUUAUUAUAAUCAUACUCCUGGGUACAAUUGAGAUCCUAGGACAGUCAUCUGAAACAUGAUUAUGGGUUGUUCAAAAUUAUGUAGACUUGCUUAGUCAUUUCAAAACUGCGCAUUAUUUAUGAAUAAAAAUUACACCACUUUA
This is a messenger RNA of Ruditapes philippinarum (Manila clam), 1987 nucleotides long. Its product is annotated as developmentally-regulated GTP-binding protein 2-like. Gene Ontology annotation, cellular component: cytoplasm. Gene Ontology annotation, biological process: cytoplasmic translation. The transcript has 14 exons. Lineage: Eukaryota; Metazoa; Mollusca; Bivalvia; Venerida; Veneridae. Bases 112 to 1278 code for a protein of 388 amino acids. The record is from RefSeq and is a predicted model, not a curated record. Gene Ontology annotation, molecular function: GTP binding; GTPase activity.